GUUUUUCUACUUAGUUAGAUAUAAACAUUCGUAAGGAGUACAUGUGCACAGCGGAUUAACAUUAAUUAUAAUUUUUAUUGUUGUUUGUUUAAUUAAUAACAAUAAUAGGUGCAGUGCGUAGUGCGCGAGGCCAGCAGUAGUGUCGUGCGAGAGCUUGCAACCUUGUGCGGGAGUAACUAACUUGGUAUUCGCGGCCGCUGCCGAGCUUGACCAGCACUAGCGAGUCUCGUGUGUCCAUUGAUCCGGCUUAAACGUCACACCGUCGUUGAUCCGCUCCGGUAGAAAACAGCUGAUUAAUUCACUCCCGCGGGCCGCAAAGAGUUUGUCCGGAACAAACCGCCGAAUUCGUCCAUGGUGGCUGAUGACCGAUAAACUUGGAUUAUACUCGGAAGGUUUUGCGUUAGUUUUUGCUUGUUUCUGUGCUCCACAUUACGAUGUGCCAGUGAUCAAAAUCAGGGAACGUCUGGUCUAGAGAGGUGACCCGGUGAAGUUUCUGUCAACGGGAACCGCCAGCGAUCUUGUAACUAGUGCAUUUCGACGAACGGAAAGUUUUGUGCAAGUCGGAUGACAACAUUUGGAGCUAAGUGACCAUCCAGUGCUGCGUAUGAUCGAAGUUCAGUAGCUGAACGCGCGCUGAAUAACGGAUAGUGUGAACAAGUGAAAAAGUGUCAGUGUUCUCGGAUCGAAACAGUGCGUGCAAUACGGGCCGAAAGGUUUGUUUUUGACCCCCGGCUGGAACCAAGAGGCAUAAAAAUUUUUCCCUUCGGAGAGCUGCAUUCGUCGAUCGGGAGGUGAGUGCUAGUUUUGAAAACCCCGGAAAUCCUACGUCGCCCGCUAGCUUCGGCUCACCGGUGGACCAUUCGUCACUUCAGCAACAGCAACAGCAGCAUCAAAAAAUUAGCACCGUGGCGCUACACUCGACCGAGGCCCUGAUGGCGGGCUUUCUCAAAUCGACCGAACUGGGGCCGCACGGUCCGCACGGAUACGGCGGCUCGCACCAUCCCCAUCACGGUCAUCCGCACGGACCGCUGCCGCCCGGAAUGCCUAUGACAUCGCUAGCCCCGUUCGGUUUACCCCACGGGCUCGAUGCCGUAGGGUUCCCGCAAGGUAUGUGGGGUGUUAAUCCACGGAAGCAGCGACGAGAGCGGACCACCUUCACCCGUGCUCAGCUGGACGUCCUGGAGGGACUGUUUGGCAAGACGCGCUACCCGGAUAUUUUCAUGCGCGAAGAGGUUGCAAUCAAGAUCAACCUGCCCGAAUCACGAGUACAGGUUUGGUUCAAAAACCGACGCGCCAAGUGUCGCCAGCAGCAUCAGCAUCAGACCGCUUCGAACCUCAACAGUAGCAAAUCAUCCAGCAACACGUCCAGCUCAUCGACGCGGCAAUCCGGAACCGGUCCGUCGUCGUCCUCCUCUAACAACAACAAUAACCACAAUUCGGGCGGCGGCACCGGCGGUAGCAACAAAAGUUCGAUAACCAACGCCAACAACAAGCCGACGAUCAAACACACACCGAUGAACAACCACAACAGUGCGGGCAACAACAGUGCCAGUGGGCCCAGUGUCUCUGGCAACAGUGCAAACAACAAUACCAGUAGUCACAAUGGUGCCAGCUUAGGAAUAACGCAUAGUAACGCCUCGCCGAUUCUGCCGAUAACUCCGUCGACGUCGGUGAGUCCUCCGAUCAAUGUGAUCUGCAAAAAGGAGCAGCCGUCCUUCCAUCACGGCACCGGAAAUGACGCGAUGAAAGGCUCGUCCGGUUAUGACCUGCUGAAGGACUCCGACAUGAGUCUGUCCCAUCACACGCCAGCCUACGUGAACAUAAAUUCGCGGUUAGGUCAGUCGCUAGGUGCCGGCGGCGCCGGAGUGUCGAACGGGCCUUCGGCCGGCAAUCUUACUCCCCUCGGUUCCAAUUCGUCGAUCAUGACUACACCCUCGCCUCCCAUCACCCCGCAAACCUCACACAACCCCCUCUCAUACGUGCCAAACCACGAAACGUAUAACUUUUGGCACAAUCAGUACCAGCAGUAUCCGAACAACUACAACACGUCGUCCUACUACAGCCAGAUGGACUACUUCCAGAACCAGAACCAGAGCAACUACAACAUGGGCCACACGGGCUACACGACGUCCGCCAACUUCGGUCUCGCCUCGACCUCCGCUCUGGCAGGCCCCAUGGGCGGUCAGGCCUUCAGUCCCAGCGGGCUGGAUUACAUGAAUCCCCAGGACAAGUAUGUAAAUAUGGUAGGAUAAAUUUCCACCCGAGUCCUCACCGGCAAAGUGCUGUUUUGUUUGUCAGCCCCUUUCCGAUCUACAUUCCGUGAUCCGCGACAUCCAUAUCAUUCUGAAACAAAAAAAAAAUCACCGUUCGUUUCCUCUGUUCCUGUUCAACGUUUCUGAAAGAAGUAAAAUAUUAUUUAUCCGUUAGACUGCUUUAGGGAGGAACAAAAAUAAACAAACCGUUUCCGAACUUGGACAGAGAUCAGUGUAUAGAAAAUCAAUCAAAAUUAAAGAAGAAGAAUCGAUAUCAAAUUGUUCAUAUCAGUAUGUUUGAUCAAAAAACCGACAAACAGCGAGCGCAGCAAGGGUGUGCUUAGCCACAAACAAUUAAAAAUAAAGAAUACUUCAUACAUCGACUUACCAGCGCCAAAAUGUGUUAACACAGAAAGCAUUCCUUUGUGAAGAAAGAAAAAAAAACGAAAAAACCAAUCAAUAUCAGCAAGUGUGAAAAACUCCUCAAAUCCUAACAAAGCUUAAAUUUUACCCACACUUGUAUAGGGAGCACAUUGCUGAGCCACACAACCUGGGGGGAAGACGCGGCCCGAGUAUCUGUGCAAUUUAAACGAGAGAAAGAGAGAGCAACUCUAGCCCGCGAAAUACUCAAAGCGAAUUUCGAUUUGUUGUUCACUGUUUAAUUUUAUUUUUAGUUUUUGUGCUGGAAAAAAAAAAACAAAAACAAAAAACAUACACUUUCAGUCCCGUGACAUGUUUUAUAUUUGAACAAAAUACAGAACGUAACCCUGUAUUUAACUCAAUUCGCGUGCGAACGUGAGCAUCCCCGAUUAGAGUUAGAUAUGCGUAAGAUUAAACAAAUAAACGAAUUGAAUCCCACAGCCCUCUAAAGAAAAGAAGAACAAAAAAAAAUAACAAAAAACAAAAUGCUAUAUAGUUGUACAUGGAUCGCAGAUUUAGAGAUAAUGUGUAAGAAAGUAUGCGAAAUGGGCUCAUUUCGGUUCGCGAACGUAGACAAAAAUAAAGAAAUGCGAGAGGAAAAGAAUGAGUUUACUCGAAAAACACACACACACACAGACACCCCAUUACACACAAUCGAGCGGCGUUGGAACGGAUUGUAACCGAGAGGUGCCGUGUAACGAAAAAUUCAAUUGCAGCAUAUUAAACGAAACACUAUUGAUUAUGAAAUUGAAAGAUGCAGAAAAUCUCUAAUUGUACAUAGUAAAUCGAAAUAUUAUAUAAUUAUAUUAUCUCAAAAAUAAAAAGAAUGAAAGUAA
This is a messenger RNA of Wyeomyia smithii (pitcher-plant mosquito), 3508 nucleotides long. RefSeq names its product homeotic protein ocelliless (gene oc). Gene Ontology annotation, molecular function: RNA polymerase II cis-regulatory region sequence-specific DNA binding; DNA-binding transcription factor activity, RNA polymerase II-specific. The record is from RefSeq and is a predicted model, not a curated record. The coding region runs from base 933 to 2252 and encodes 439 amino acids. Gene Ontology annotation, biological process: regulation of transcription by RNA polymerase II. Lineage: Eukaryota; Metazoa; Arthropoda; Insecta; Diptera; Culicidae. The transcript is spliced from 4 exons. Gene Ontology annotation, cellular component: nucleus.